Messenger RNA from Haliotis rufescens (red abalone), 1782 nucleotides. RefSeq names its product vegetative cell wall protein gp1-like. Bases 1 to 1782 code for a protein of 593 amino acids. The record is from RefSeq and is a predicted model, not a curated record. The transcript is spliced from 3 exons. Lineage: Eukaryota; Metazoa; Mollusca; Gastropoda; Lepetellida; Haliotidae.
AUGGCUAGUGACUUCGUCUUCCCCUGUGACCUCUACCCCUCGCCCUCACCCCGUCUCACCUCUCCAGGGAGUGACUUCGUCUUCCCCUGUGACCUCUACCCCUCACCCUCACCCCGUCUCACCUCUCCGGUCAGUGACUUCGUCUUCCCCUGUGACCUCUACCCCUCACCCUCACCCCGUCUCACCUCUCCGGUCAGUGACUUCGUCUUCCCCUGUGACCUCUACCCCUCACCCACACCCCGUCUCACCUCUCGGGGCAGUGACUUCGUCUUCCCCUGUGACCUCUACCCCUCACCCACAACCCGUCUCACCUCUUGGGGCAGUGACUUCGUCUUCCCCUGUGACCUCUACCCCUCACCCUCACCCCGUCUCACCUCUUGGGGCAGUGACUUCGUCUUCCCCUGUGACUCUUCCCCUCACCCACACGCCGUAUCACCUCUCGGGGCAGUGACUUCGUCUUUCCCUGUGACCUCUACCCCUCACCCUCACCCCGUCUCACCUCUCGGGGCAGUGACUUCGUCUUCCACUGUGACCUCUACCCCUCACCCUCACCCCGUCUCACCUCUCCGGGCAGUGACUUUAACUGCUCCUCUGACCUCUACCCCUCAUCCUCACCCCGUCUCACCUCUCCGGGCAGUGACUUUAACUGCUCCUCUGACCUCUACCCCUCACCCUCACCCCGUCUCACCUCUCCGGGCAGUUACUUUAACUGCUCCUCUGACCUCUACCCCUCACCCUCAAAUCGUCUCACCUCUCGGGGCAGUGGCUUCGUCUUCCCCUGUGACCUCUACCCCUCACCCUCACUCCGUCUCACCUCUCCGGGCAGUGACUUCGUCUCUCUGCGUUAACUUGCAUUUGAAGAAGGUUGAGAACACAGUUGACUUCGUCUUCCCCUGUGACCUCUACCCCUCACCCACACCCCGUCUCACCUCUCCAGGGAGUGACUUCGUCUUCCCCUGUGACCUCUACCCCUCGCCCUCACCCCGUCUCACCUCUUGGGGCAGUGACUUCGUCUUCCCCUGUGACCUCUACCCCUCACCCACACCCCGUCUCACCUCUCCAGGGAGUGACUUCGUCUUCCCCUGUGACCUCUACCCCUCACCCACACCCCGUCUCACCUCUCGGAGCAGUGACUUCGUCUUCCCCUGUGACCUCUACCCCUCACCCACAACCCGUCUCACCUCUUGGGGCAGUGACUUCGUCUUCCCCUGUGACCUCUACCCCUCACCCUCACCCCGUCUCACCUCUCCGGUCAGUGACUUCGUCUUCCCCUGUGACCUCUUCCCCUCACCCACACGCCGUAUCACCUCUCGGGGCAGUGACUUCGUCUUCCCCUGUGACCUCUACCCCUCACCCUCACCCCGUCUCACCUCUCGGGGCAGUGACUUCGUCUUCCACUGUGACCUCUACCCCUCACCCUCACCCCGUCUCACCUCUCCGGGCAGUGACUUUAACUGCUCCUCUGACCUCUACCCCUCAUCCUCAUCCCGUCUCUCCUCUCCGGGCAGUGACUUUAACUGCUCCUCUGACCUCUACCCCUCAUCCUCACCCCGUCUCACCUCUCCGGGCAGUGACUUUAACUGCUCCUCUGACCUCUACCCCUCACCCUCACCCCGUCUCACCUCUCCGGGCAGUUACUUUAACUGCUCCUCUGACCUCUACCCCUCACCCUCAAAUCGUCUCACCUCUCGGGGCAGUGGCUUCGUCUUCCCCUGUGACCUCUACCCCUCACCCUCACUCCGUCUCACCUCUCCGGGCAGUGACUUCGUCUCUCUGCGUUAA